Pseudopodoces humilis (Tibetan ground-tit) is the source of this 687-nucleotide messenger RNA. NCBI's taxonomy places the organism in Eukaryota, Metazoa, Chordata, Aves, Passeriformes, Paridae. The record is from RefSeq and is a predicted model, not a curated record.
UUUUUUCAACUUUUUAACUCCCCGAUUUUAUCAUUAUUCCCCCUCCCUCCCCAAUUAUUAUUUUUAAUUUUUCCUCCACCGAACCGCUCUUUAUAUAAUGCCUAAAAAUGUCCAUUUCCGGCACCCUCAGCAAUUAUUACGUCGACUCCAUCAUAAGUCAUGAGAGCGAAGAUUCUCCUUCAUCCAAAUUCCCGCCCGGCCAAUUCUCUUCUAGACAAAGCGAACAUUUAGAAUUCCCUUCCUGUAGUUUCCAACCCAAACCCGCGGUUUUUGGCUCUUCCUGGACUCCUCUGAACCAUCAUCAUCAUCAUCCUCAUCCUCCUCCUCCUCCUCCGGUGUUCCAGCCGUUCCUCCCGCAGCAGAGCUCGCCGGGCGAGGGGCGAUUCCUGCGGGCUUGGAUCGAGCCCCGCUCCGAGAGCAUCCCUGGAUCCGUCAAAACCGAACCGCUGCUCCCCAGAACUUCUGGAGACGCCCCAAAAAAUCAGGAAUACAACUUAGAAGCAGCGGGCGGCCGGGAAGGGAUCGCUCCCCAUCCCUUCGAGGAUAAUAAAGUUUGUGAAGGAAGCGAAGACAAAGAAAGGAGAGAUCAAAGUAAGUUAUAAAAGUGGAGGAAGUUUAAAACCGGCAAUGAAAAGCUGGAGGAGGCGCAAUAAAAUUAAACACACACAAAAAAAAAAAGGGAGGGGG